This is a messenger RNA of Vicia villosa (hairy vetch), 1605 nucleotides long. RefSeq lists its product as uncharacterized. Gene Ontology annotation, molecular function: protein dimerization activity. The transcript is spliced from 2 exons. The coding region runs from base 1 to 1605 and encodes 534 amino acids. The record is from RefSeq and is a predicted model, not a curated record. Lineage: Eukaryota; Viridiplantae; Streptophyta; Magnoliopsida; Fabales; Fabaceae.
AUGCCUCCUAAAUUUCCUCCUAAGAUUAGAAAAUUUGAUUUUGGAUGUGAGAAGCGUAAGAAAAAGAAAAUACUUGAUGAACUAACUCAAUCUCAAUCAGGAGCUCUUGAUAAAUUUAUUAUAAAAGAACCACAAAUUUCUGUUGAAAAUCAGAAUGUUGAUGUUGAAACUAUUGAAAAUAUGGAGGAAAAUGCUAAUGUUAAUGCUAAUUUAGAUGUUGAAAAUGUUGAUGCUGAAAAUGUUGAUAAUACUAAUGACAAUGGUGAGGAUAUAAAUAUAUUUGAUUCAUCAGUAUGGGAUUCUCUUGAGUCUAGAAUGAUUGAUUUAUUAGCAAUAAAAGGUCCUAAAAGAGAUUUAUCUAUGGUGAAGGGUCCUAAAGAUAAAUCAUCUAGACAUUUUACAAAUAAUUUGUAUACUAGAGUUUUACCAAAUGGAGAGAAAUGUGAUAGAGAUUGGCUUGUUUAUUCAAAAAAGCUUGAUAUACUAAAGAUUUUUUUUGGAGUUGUUCAACGCAUUUAUACUAUUUUUGCUAAUUCAACUAAGAGAUGGCAAAUUUUGAAAGAUAAUGUGAAAUGGUUGACUCCAAAAUCAUUGUCAUCCACUCGUUGGGAGAGUCAUGUAGAUAGUGUCAAAGCUAUUAAAACUCAAAUUUCAGAUUUUAGAGAAGCUUUACUUGAAGUAUCUGAAAAGGAUCUUGAUUCUAAAAUAAGAAGUGAAGCUAAAUCCUUGGCAACAAAUGAGCUUGGUGAUUUUGAGUUUUUAAUGUCGAUAAUUAUAUGGUUUGACAUAUUAUCCGUAAUUAAUGUGGUUAGCAAGCUCUUACAAUCAAGGGAUAUGGUUAUUGAUGUUGCUAUGGAAAAAAUAAAAAGGUUGAUUUCAUUUUUUAAGAAAUAUAGAGAAACUGGUUUUAAAAAUGCCUUGAAUUAUGCUACGAAAAUUGCCCUUGAAUUGAAUAUAGAUCUAGUAUUUCCACAAAGGCGUAUAAUUCGAAGAAAAAGACAGUUUGAUGAGAGUUUGAAUACCCCGCAAACUGAGCUAUCUGAAGAGGAAUCUUUUAGAGUUGAUUAUUUUCUUUACCUUGUUGAUCAAGCUAUUGUAUCUCUUAAUAAGAGAUUUGAGCAAUACCAACAAUAUGAAAGUGUUUUUGGUUUCUUAAUUACUUCUCAAAAUUUACAAUCAUUAGACAAUGCAACUUUAGAGUCUUGUUGUAGUCAUUUUGAAAAGGCAUUGAAACAUAAUGAGCAAUGUGAUAUUGAUGGAAAAGAAUUAUGUGUGGAGUUAAAGUUUCUAAGAGAUAUGUUGCCUAUAGUAAAUAUUGGACCUAUUGAUAUAUUAAGGUAUUUGAAAGGCAUGGAUUUUUUUCCUAAUACACUCAUUGCAUAUAGAAUUUUGUUGACUAUUCCUGUGAUAGUUGCCUCGGCAGAAAGAAGUUUUUCAAAAUUGAAGUUGUUGAAGUCUUACUUGCGGUCUACCAUAUUACUAGAAAGGCUUAAUGGGUUAGCAUUGAUAGCAAUUGAGAAUGAUUUGUUGGAGAAUAUACAAUAUGAAGACUUGAUUGAAGAAUUUGCUUCAAAAAAUGCUAGAAGGGAGACUUUUUUCAAGUAG